Molecule: messenger RNA, 593 nt
Organism: Symbiodinium necroappetens
Lineage: Eukaryota; Dinophyceae; Suessiales; Symbiodiniaceae
Source: the annotation of a GenBank genome assembly
AUGGACCUUGCAUUUCCCCACCUGAAUCCAGCAGCGGGGGCAGAGGAGAUCGAGGCAGCAGCACCGGCGGAUGCUGCCAUGCCCCCAGCGCCGACCCUGGGCAGACGACAGAGAGAAGAGCAGGAGACGGAGCUCCCGGACAAGUUUCAGCGCCCAGCGGGCAAAGGUCAGAGUGCCCCGACUGGAAAGAACCCGGAAGCUUCAGGCCCCAGCCAGUCGUCUCAGGGCAAGGAAGCGGGACAGAGCAGUCGCCCCAACCAGCCCCCGUCAGGACGGGCCAAGCAGAACCAGCAAUGGACGAAGAAGGAAUGGGAGGACUGGAAUCGCCAGGGCUACAGCCAGGAGAAGACCAACCAGGAGCUUCAGAAGGAGCUGGAGGUCCUCAAGGAGGAUGUUCGGCUCCUGGCUCGGAUAGCCAUGAGGCACGAGGUUCAGGAGGCCACGAGCUCAGCGGACUCUCUGGAGAAUCUGGCGAAGCUGGGAUAUCUGAGACAGGUGGACGGGAAUCCUGCCUGGACAUAUCUUCAAUGGAGCCACGAGAAAGGAGAGCUGGAGCAGAUGGACAAAGCUCCCCUACCCGACCAGGAACUCCG